AUGUCACAAGGAAUUAAGGGCUACGGGGAGAAUGCGGUGGUCCUAAUCGGGGAGUCCGGGGUCGGAAAGAGCAAUCUCCUUUCCCGCUUCACCCGCAAUGAAUUUAAUCACGACAGCCGCACCACCAUCGGGGUAGAGUUCUCCACACGGAGCGUGCUGGUCAAUGGCGUGACGGUGAAGACACAGAUUUGGGACACGGCUGGUCUGGAACGUUAUCGAGCAAUCACUUCGGCGUAUUACCGAGGGGCAGUCGGAGCCCUCCUAGUCUACGAUAUCUCCAAGCAUCUGACCUACGAGAAGGUGGAGUGCUGGCUGAAGGAGCUCCUGGAUCACGCCGACAACAACCUGGUGGUCAUGUUGGUCGGCAACAAGUCUGACCUCGCUGACAUCCGAGCUGUUCCCGUUGAGGAGGCCAAGUCAUUCGCAGAGAAACACGCCAUGCUUUUCAUGGAGACGUCCGCUCUUGACUCGACCAAUGUGGAACCAGCGUUCCAGGAGGUGAUCUCAGAGAUCUUUCACCGACGCUCCCAGAACCGCAGCAACAAGCAGGUGAUCAACAGCGUCGCCCUCAGUGCCACUAGCGUCACCAAUGAGGGAGCUUUGGUGGAUGGCACGGCCAAGAAACCGUGCUGUCAAAACAUCUGACCCGUGCGCGGGUUGAGGCACGGGACGGGGAGAGAGCACGCCGCCCCCUGUCUGGAUCCCCCGCCAAACCCACACCCCACCCCCCUGAAAAUCCCAUCCUUACUCGCCCCGACACCCACUUUCACAUACAUUCUUCCCCCAACCCUUCCCUCCGCGGUCAUGGUCAAAGCCGGAGGAAACUUGGUGCCGACCCCUCACCCGCCAGUGAGUGAAACAAAAUAUCCGCCUAAUGGCCUCACCAUCAGAUAGUAUUAGGAUUCUCCCAGCAGAGCGAGGUGUGUCUCAGGGCUGGUAGGGAUGGGAGGGUUCCGGGAUGAAGGGUUGCCUGGGAACUGUAGUGCGGCAAAGGCAAUUCUAAGGGGUCCAGCGCUAGUAUCGGCAAAAAGGGGUGAAGGGUCUCCCUCAUGGGUGGCCAUGAGGAAAACCCUCAAUCAGUUCUUCAUCCAGACCCUCGUCCCGGGUGUGUUUGAUUGGGACAGUGCAUAGGGAACUUUACCCUGUAUCUAACCUUGUGCUGUCCCUGUCCUUGAAGUGUUUGAUGAGGAUAGUGUAGAGGGAGAUUUACC
Messenger RNA from Chiloscyllium plagiosum (whitespotted bambooshark), 1211 nucleotides. Lineage: Eukaryota; Metazoa; Chordata; Chondrichthyes; Orectolobiformes; Hemiscylliidae. The record is from RefSeq and is a predicted model, not a curated record.